Molecule: messenger RNA, 426 nt
Organism: Vitis vinifera (wine grape)
Lineage: Eukaryota; Viridiplantae; Streptophyta; Magnoliopsida; Vitales; Vitaceae
Exons: 1
Coding region: 1-426 (141 amino acids)
Source: RefSeq, a predicted model, not a curated record
AUGUACAAUAAGAAGCUUAACCUGACCAAAUGUGCCUUUGGAGUCAACGCAGGCAAAUUCCUGGGAUUCAUGGUGACAGAGAGGGGAAUAGAAGUUAGUCCAGACCAAAUCAAAGUUGUCAUGGAGACACUCGCCCCAAAUUCUAAGAAGGAACUGCAAUGUCUCACUGGCAGCCUAACUGCACUAGGAUGCUUCAUAGCUCGCUUCACAAACAAGCUAAGGCCCUUAUUCCUCACACUAAAAGGAACUAACGCGACCAAAUGGACAAACAACUGUGAGCAAGCAUUCGAGGAGAUUAAACGCUAUCUCACACAACCACCCAUCCUGAGUAGUCCUCGACCCAAUGAGCAGAUGUACAUGUAUCUAGUAAUAUCUGACUAUGUUGUCAGUGUUGUGCUCUUUCGCCACGUGAAAGACAAGGAAUAG